AUGGACUCUCUCUAUGAGACUCUGCGGACUCUACCGCUCUCAGUCUCAAUCCCUCUAACAACCAGCAUUAUCAUCAUCUUGUCCAUCGUCACCAACGUGGUCAAACAAUUAUGGUUUCCUAACCCGCAUCGUCCACCCGUUGUAUUCCACAUCUUCCCCUUCAUCGGAAGCACCGUUCAGUAUGGAAUGGAUCCGUACGCCUUUUUCUUCGAUUGCAGAGAUAAAUACGGCGACUGCUUUACCUUUAUUCUCCUUGGUAAAUCCACGACUGUCUUUCUUGGUCCCAAGGGCAAUGACUUUAUCCUCAACGGCAAACACGCCGACCUCAACGCCGAGGACGUUUAUGGGAAGCUCACCACGCCUGUGUUUGGCGAAGAGGUUGUAUAUGAUUGCUCCAAUGCUCGUUUCAUGGAUCAAAAGAGGCUUCUCAAACUUGGUCUCACCACAGACUCCUUACGGUGCUACAUCCCAAAGUUCGUCAAAGAAGUCGAAGACUAUGUCAAAACCUCGCCAUACUUCAAGGGUGACACAGGAAUUGUCAAUAUUACAGAAGUCAUGGCCGAAAUCACAAUUUACACAGCAUCUGGAUCCCUUCUAGGAAACGAAGUCCGCGCCAUGUUUGACAGCACAUUUGCCACUCUCUACCGUCAUCUAGACGAUGGUUUCCAGCCCAUAAAUUUCGUCAUGCCAGGUCUUCCCCUCCCGCAAAACUUCCGUCGGAACCACGCCCGUAAGAUAAUGGAGAAGCUUUUCAGCGACAUCAUUGCCAAGCGUCGCGAGACUGGUAAUCAAGGCGACGAGACGGAUAUGGUUUGGACGCUCAUGAAUGCGCAGUACAAAGAUGGGGAACCUCUCCCGGAUCACCACGCUGCGCGUAUGUUGAUUGCUAUCUUGAUGGGCGGUCAGCAUAAUACUGCUGCCAGUGGUGCUUGGCUUCUUCUUAACCUGGCCAAUAAGCCUCAUUUGGUUCAAGAACUGUACGAGGAGCAGACUCGGGUUCUUGGCUCACCACAAGAGCCUCUGACAUGGGAGAACUUGCAGAAGUUAACUCUCAACGGCCAAGUUAUCAAAGAAACUCUCCGCCUUCACAGUCCAAUCCACUCCAUCCUCCGUCAAGUCAAAUCACCCAUGCGAGUCCCUGGCACUGAAUGGGUAGUGCCACCGUCCCACACACUGCUUUCGUCUCCCGGCACAAUGGCCCGCUCAGAAGAAUUCUUCCCUCGACCAUCAGAAUGGGAUCCCCAUCGCUGGGACAAGAUUGAACCUCUCGAGAAGACCGCCGAAGAUGGUCAGACAGUGGAUUACGGCUUUGGAGUAAUGAGCAAAUCCGUCAGCAGUCCUUAUUUGCCUUUUGGAGCUGGACGACAUCGAUGUGUUGGCGAGAAUUACGCUUAUGCACAGCUGGGAGCUAUUGUUGCUACGUUCGUCAGAUUGGUUCACAUCGAACAGCCUGACCCCAAGGCUCCUCUUCCGGCACCGGAUUACUCUUCCAUGUUUUCUCGGCCCAUGAACCCUGCCGAGAUCCGAUGGCGUCGACGCGAGACAGUAGAAUGA
Messenger RNA from Fusarium pseudograminearum CS3096, 1554 nucleotides. RefSeq lists its product as uncharacterized. The transcript is spliced from 3 exons. Gene Ontology annotation, molecular function: monooxygenase activity; heme binding; oxidoreductase activity, acting on paired donors, with incorporation or reduction of molecular oxygen. Gene Ontology annotation, biological process: ergosterol biosynthetic process. The coding region runs from base 1 to 1554 and encodes 517 amino acids. NCBI's taxonomy places the organism in Eukaryota, Fungi, Ascomycota, Sordariomycetes, Hypocreales, Nectriaceae. The record is from RefSeq and is a predicted model, not a curated record.